AUGCUUUCAGACUUAGGCGCAGGAAUAAGCAAUGCACUCCAAGGAUUCUUUGGGUCAAAGGAGGGAGAGAAAGAGCUCAACGACGCCAUUAAAAAAAUAACCACUUCCCUGCUGGGAUCUAACGUAAGCACGCGCGUUGUGCUAAAUGUCAGAAAAAGAAUUCUGGAGCGGUUCAAGCUGCAAGAGCUGCCCACAAAGGCGGGAAGAGAAAAAGCGCUGCAGAAGAUAGUAUUUGAAGAGCUCUGCGGGAUCAUGGACUCUGGCAAAGAGCCGUUUAAGCCCAAGAAGAAAGAGACUUCAACCGUUCUUUUUGUGGGGCUGCAGGGAAGUGGAAAGACCACAACUUGCUGUAAGUACGCAAAGUACUACAAACAGAGAGGAUUCAAGGUGGGGAUAGUCUGUGCUGACACUUUCAGAGCAGGCGCGUACGAACAGGUAAAACAGAACGUGCAGGGAAUGAACAUUGAAGUGUUUAUCUCAGACAGCUCUGUAGACCCGUCUGUAGUUGCGCAGACAGGAGCAUCAGAACUAAAAGAAAAAGGAUGCAACUUGAUUCUCGUUGACACGAGCGGAAGACACACACAGGAGGGCGAGCUAUUCAAAGAAAUGGAGGAUAUUGUGCGCUCUAUAGACCCCACAGCCUCUAUUUUUGUGGUGGAUGCAUCGAUAGGUCAGGCCGCAGAGAUUCACGCACGCAGUUUUAUGUCUCGAGUGAAGCUCGGAUCGGUGAUCAUCACAAAAACAGACGGAACAAAGAACAUAGGAGGAGCUCUAUGCAGUGUCGCAGAGACAAAGACUCCUGUGGCCUUUAUCGGCACUGGAGAGGGAAUGGGGCACAUAGAGUCUUUCAAUCCAAAGGGAUUCGUAGGGAAACUCAUGGGCCUUGGAGACAUCACAGCCUUUGCAGAGAAGUUGGAAGGGCUGAACAUUUCGGUUGAAAAACAGGAAGAGCUUAUCGGAAAGAUCAGCGCUGGGGAGUUUAGCAUGGAGGAUUUCUACGAGUACUACAAGAAGAUCCUUGAGCUUGGGCCUAUCAGCCAGCUCUUUUCUCUGGUGCCUGGGCUCAGCAGCUCCAUGUCGAUGCUCAACGAAAAAGAGUUCAAGAAAAUGGGCACUGUCUUCGCUGCAAUGACAAAAAAAGAGCUUAGAACGAAUGGAGAGGUGUUUAUUCGGUCUUUGCCUCGGCUGGUCCGUGUGGCCAAGGGAAGCGGAGUAACUCCCACGCAGGUGAGAGACACUGUAAACUCCUACAGAAUGAUGGCGCAGAUGUUCCAGCGCCUUUCUUCCAAUCCCAUGUUUGCAGGUCUUUUGGGCGGUAAGGAGGGGGCAGCAAACAAGGAAAUCACUCCAGAUGCAGCCCGCGCACAGCUCAACCAGCUCAAGAAAAUGAUGCCUCCUGGGUUCUCCUCUAUGUUUGAUCAGUUCGAUAAGUUUUUUUAG
Nematocida minor is the source of this 1440-nucleotide messenger RNA. Its product is annotated as signal recognition particle subunit SRP54. Gene Ontology annotation, biological process: SRP-dependent cotranslational protein targeting to membrane, translocation; SRP-dependent cotranslational protein targeting to membrane. Lineage: Eukaryota; Fungi; Microsporidia. Bases 1 to 1440 code for a protein of 479 amino acids. The record is from RefSeq and is a predicted model, not a curated record. Gene Ontology annotation, cellular component: signal recognition particle, endoplasmic reticulum targeting; cytosol. Gene Ontology annotation, molecular function: GTPase activity; 7S RNA binding; endoplasmic reticulum signal sequence receptor activity. The transcript has a single exon.